AUGAUGGCUUCAAUUAUUAUUUCACGGCGCUUAACGGCAGAAGUGAAGACUGAUGAUGAUGAUCGUAACGUUGCUACCCAUCGACACAGCGCUCCGAUGGAUCGAAAAUUAAUCCUCCCCACAUCACUUCAGUCGAUCGAAAACUAUUUCUCCCCACGGCGCACGGCGCUUAGCUUUAAACAUUGCGCAGAAGUGAAAACUGAUGAUGAUGGCUUCAAUUAUUAUUUCACGGCGCUUAACGGCAGAA
Candidula unifasciata is the source of this 247-nucleotide messenger RNA. The record is from the annotation of a GenBank genome assembly. Lineage: Eukaryota; Metazoa; Mollusca; Gastropoda; Stylommatophora; Geomitridae.